This is a messenger RNA of Symbiodinium natans, 1503 nucleotides long. The record is from the annotation of a GenBank genome assembly. NCBI's taxonomy places the organism in Eukaryota, Dinophyceae, Suessiales, Symbiodiniaceae.
AUGACUGUGGCCCAAGAGCGGACGGUUCGCAAUGGCGCCUGGUGGACAUUCUGCGCAGGCAGCUUUACAUGCUUUCUCACGGGCUUCACCUACACGUUUGGUGUGUGGAGCCCUGUUGUCAAGCGAGCCUACAGUUACUCGCAGGCGCAACUGGACACCCUGGCACUGGCCAAGGACCUGGGGAACUUCAUCUGCAUGGAUGCAGGCCUCGUGACCAACCGAUAUGGGGCGCACAUCUCGGUGGCUGGCGGCACACUGGUGCUGACUCUGACGUGUGUUGCCAUCUACCUUGCAAUCGGCAAUGGCAGCGUGCCAUUUCCUGCAAUGAUCAUCCUUUUUGGCCUCUUCGGCCACAGCCUUGGAUUCUGCGACAAUGCUGGCAUCUCGACCAGCGUCCGAAACUUUCCCGAGCACAAAGGCAGUGCUGUGGGCCUCAUGAAGGCAAUGGAAGGACUGACGGCAGCAGUUGUCGGCACCGUUUUCUACAGCGUCUACUCAGAUGAAGACCUCGAUGCCUUCCCGCUCUGGCUUGCCUUCAUGGCCUUGGGCAUCGGGGCCUUCAGCGUGCCUCUCAUCGCCUGCACAAACAGCCCGGACAAGGAGGAUGCCCAAACGGUGUCCAAGAAGUUCUCUGUUCUGACAGUGGCACUGCUGGUGUACACGGCCUUUUGUGCCGUGGUUGCGUAUAACAAAGCGUAUACGCUGCCAGUGGCCUUGGUCGUGGCCCUCCUGCCAUGGGGCCUCUUCGCUCUCGCCUGCAAGGGCGGCCAAAAUGGUUUCGAGCCCGCGGGCCAGAGGAAUCGCAUCGAGCGCCCAAACCUGUCCGCAUGGGAGAUGCUCCAUUGCGUGGAUUUCUACCUCUUGUAUUUCACCUUCGUCUCGCUCCAGGGUUCUGGCAUCAUGUUUUCCAACAACUUCGGACAGAUCGUGAAGUCUGUCUCAAACAACCCAUCUGCCUCCAGUGGCAUCUAUGUCACGAUUUUCUCAAUCUUCAACACGUUUGGGCGUGUCUUCAUCGGAUUCGGCUCUGAAUCCCUGAAGGGGACCUUGAACCGGCCAUGGUUCCUGGUGGGCGCCUCACUGCUGAUGUCCCUGGGAUUGGCGCUCCUCGAGCUGGGUGAGGAUUUUCUCGGCUUCAGUGCUGCAGCCGUGGGCUUUGCUCUUGGAGGGACAUUUGCGCUGCAAGCGGUGGUCAUUGAGGAGAUCUUCGGUCCGGAGGAGAUGCCCGUCAAGUACAGCUACUCCUUCACUGCUGCUUCUGUGGGCUCCCUGCUUUUAAGCGACCUCCUCGCUGGGUGUCUCUACGAUGCGGAAGCCCAUCGUCAAGGUCAAGCUAUCUGCCUCGGGAGCAGCUGCUUCGGCGUCACUUCUGCGGUGACCGCGCUUUGCUGUGCAGCCGCGGCGCUGUCUGUGGCGGUUGUGGCGUUCCGCUCCAGGGGCACGUACACCCAGCUUCAAACACGGCGACCUCUUCUGCCUGGCACGGAAGCAGCGCUGUUUUGA